AUGCCCAACACGACCGACACUACAUCAGCAAAUCCCUUUGAGGAAUGUCCUCGCCGCAUGAAUGAAUAUACAGCACGGGAGAUCGCCACACUACAAGCACGGCUCGAUAAGAAAUUAGGCCCCGAAUACAUCUCCUCUAGGCCAGGCGCCGCGGGACAGAGAGUCCAUUAUCUGGCUGCAGACAAAUGCAUUAACCUUGCCAAUGAGGUCUUUGGUUUUAAUGGGUGGUCGAGUUCGAUACAACAAAUUCAGAUCGAUUUCGUUGAUGAGAGCCCAAAUACAGGGAAGAUUAGUUUGGGACUGUCUGUUGUAGUGAGGGUGACUCUGAAAGAUGGGACGUACCAUGAGGAUAUCGGGUACGGCCACAUUGAGAACUGUAAAGGGAAAGCUGCGGCCUUCGAAAAAGCAAAGAAAGAAGGAACUACAGAUGCCUUGAAGCGUACAUUGAGGAACUUCGGCAACGUGUUGGGCAAUUGCAUAUAUGAUAAGGAUUACGUAUCGAAAGUGACAAAAGUGAAGACAGCGCCUGCGAGGUGGGAUGUGGACGACCUUCACCGACACCCUGAUUUCGCACCCAUCAAGAAAGAACCAGCUCAGCAGAAGCCGAUGCAGGAGGAUGAUGAUCUUCCCCCUCGCCCGACUGAUGCGGGAAAGAACAGCAAUAACUUAGCCGAUAAUGCCUUUGAUGCUGAUGGAGAGUUCGGAAGUGACCUAUUUGACGAAGCGGACUUUGGAGUCGCCGCAACUGGAAACCCAGAUGAAAUAGUAAUAGGCCCAGAUACCCAGAGAUUUCAACAGCCACCGACACCUAUGAACCGUCAAAAUGGCCCAGCCCCGUACAGGGGCCCUCAACAGCAUAACCCCUUAGCUGCAGCAAGACCCAAUCCCGCCAUUGUUACACCAUCCAAACCAGAAAGACCGCUGAACCAGGCAGCUGCCUCUAGACAGAUACUACCUCCUGCUCUGAAUGGCAGACCAAACCCUGCCCCACUCGCUCAAAACCCGCAACACAGCCUUCCAAGCGGAAGAAUACUACCAGGUCAACCAAAAGCUAACCAGGACACUGCCAUGCCCGGCGCAGGUGGUCAGGUGCCCAUUAAACGGGAACAAGUUCCUAAUCCUCACGAUCCCAGAUCCCAGGACCUGCUCCCACCUGGAAGCUCACCGAUGCCAUCCGCAUCAUUCUUCUCAGCCCGAGCAGUCGAUCUCCUACGUGACAACCCACAAGCUAACGCUGCCCCGGCGUUCGACCCCCACGCAGAAAGCCCAUCCAUUCGCAAGACAGCGGGCGUCGACCACAGUAAGAGUGUUCCGAUUUCCAAACCUAUGCUUGCCGGCGUAUCCCCCGCCGCCAACAACACCCGUGACUAUGUCAACCCUUCUCAAGAUAUGCAUCGGAAAAUUGGCGCCCCCAGCGGAAUCGGCAGUCCCAUGAAUCGAGCGCAAACAACCUCAUCCUACCGCCCGUUAACAAGACCGAACAUCGACCCCAAGAAUGCUGCGAAUGCUGCAUCUGCAAACAGGGGCGUCGGGCCACAGAAUCUAAACGGGAAACGACCUCCUUUGAGUGACGUGACUAAUGCAUCCACUUUGGGCGGCAGCGGGCCUGCUCCCAUCGGUGGUGCCAUGGAUACUAAGAGGCCGAAGGUUAACGAGGGACCUCUACCACAGCAACAACAGCAGCAACAGCAAUAG
Aspergillus pseudotamarii is the source of this 1695-nucleotide messenger RNA. Its product is annotated as RAD52 DNA repair protein RADC. The transcript has 5 exons. The record is from RefSeq and is a predicted model, not a curated record. Gene Ontology annotation, biological process: DNA recombinase assembly; double-strand break repair via single-strand annealing; mitotic recombination. Gene Ontology annotation, cellular component: nucleus. Lineage: Eukaryota; Fungi; Ascomycota; Eurotiomycetes; Eurotiales; Aspergillaceae. The coding region runs from base 1 to 1695 and encodes 564 amino acids.